AUGUCGCCAGACACAGCGACGGAUGAUCUAGAUGCACCUUUGUUCUUUUCUGAGCCUGUGCCAGAAUCUGAAAAUAUCGUGCCUCAAAAGCGCGUGAGGUCCGAACGCGAAGCCGACGUCCAUGCAUGGAAACGCCGCUACAUGGGCACAUUCGUGUUAUGUGGGUAUUCAAUGACAAAGGGAUAUGGUCAUGUGCGUGCAGGUGAGCGUGUGCUGAUUCAGCGCAAAAGCAAAAACCACUCGACAUCGUCCAGCAAGACACAGCAUCGGUCGCGCGAGAAAACCGAUUAUAUUGUGCGCUUCAGCACGACACGGGGCUUUGAAGUGGGUCGUAUUCCUGUGGAUGUAGCUAGCUGGAUGUCGCGUUUGCUUGAUGACCAACUGGUUGAAUUUGAUGGAUGUAUUGUCGACACGCCAGCCAAGCUCGAGGUAGGCAGUGAUAUUCUUUUGCAAGUCAAGGCAUACAUCUGCUAUACUGCGUUCACGACGAGUGUGUCUGGACAUUGUCAUCUCGAUGAUGCCCUUGAAUGGUCCAAGACAUCUGAUGCGAAGGAAAGUACACAGGAGCGCCUUUUGAGACACCGAAAAGUUGCGUGGCAACGCUUAUUUCGCGCUUGUCAUUUGGUGCCUAAGCGGGGUAAUACAUCUCUGCACACAGCGAGCAUUCCCUCUUGGCAUACGACGCAUGAUGCUGACGAUGACGGCACAGAAAUCACAUCUGAAUGCAUCCAAGACAUGUAUACCCGCUCGGAAAAGAGCCACACGGACUUGCCCGUCGUCGAUCCACCCGCCACUUUCGCACUUGAACUACGGUCGUAUCAAAAACAAGCUCUUGGCUGGAUGCAAUCCAUGGAAGAUACUUAUUAUUCCUCUAGGCAAAAUACCGAACUUCAUCCAUUGUGGGAAGAAUAUGAGUUUCCGCUCGCAGAUGACGUGGAUUGUGGCCAUGGUCCCUUUUACAUGAACCCGUACAUUGGCGAGCUGAGCCUGGUAUUCCAACCUGCCAGUCGAGCUGCUCGAGGCGGUAUUCUUGCAGAUGAAAUGGGUCUAGGGAAAACGAUCAUGCUUGCAAGUCUUAUUCAUGCUAAUCGAUCGAUGGAUCUCGAUCGGCCGCCAACAUCGAUGAGCUCUUCUCGGUCUCGCAGCACUCAUUUGCGGCAAGCAUCACUACAUUUCGGCAAGGCCCCUCGACUGCAGCGUACCGCCGCGACACUCGUCGUCGCGCCUAUGAGCCUACUAAGCCAGUGGCGCACGGAGUUAGACCGUGCGAGUCAGCCAGGUACACUUUCCAUCGCAUUGUACUAUGGCGAUGCUCGCGAACAACUUGCGCAGCAAUUAGCAAAGGGUGAGGUGGAUGUUGUUGUCACAUCUUACGGCACGUUGACGGCCGAGUACAAGCACCUGGAUAAGCGCGGCACAUCCACGCUGUUCUCGGGUACCUGGCAUCGCGUGAUCCUCGAUGAGGCCCACACGAUCAAGAACCGCAGUACUCUUGCAGCACGCGCAGCAUGUCGACUAGAAGCGGAUCGUCGCUGGGCGUUAACUGGAACGCCCAUACAGAAUCGACUAACCGACUUGUACAGCCUGCUGCGGUUCUUGCGUGUCGAACCAUGGGGCGAUAUUCGGUUUUUUAACAGCUUUCUAGCGAAGCCUUUCGCAAGUCAAAAUGCGAAAGCCCUCGAUAUUGUGCAGGCGAUCCUUUCGAGCCUGCUUCUGCGCAGAGAGAAACAUACACCUGGUCCCGAUGGGCGCCCUAUCGUGGACAUACCGCCCAAGACGUGGGAUACGCAGCAUUUGACAUUCUCUGCAACAGAGCGAGACAUUUAUCUCAGCGUGUAUGAUCGAGCUCGAACACAGUAUCGUGAGCUAGCUGCACAGGGGCUUGUUGGGAAAAAUGUCAGCUUGAUUUUUGCUGUGCUCAUGCGACUCCGCCAGGCUGUAUGUCAUCCGUACCUUGUGCUACAAAAGCACAAUCAAGCGCCCGAAGAGCAAACAUAUGAAGAACGACUCCGCGAACUUGUCAAGCGAUAUGAGGCUGAGGGAAAUGCAGGCAGCACAUAUGCUCGCGAUGUGCUUGGCUCACUACUGGCAGCAGCGGAGGUGCGAGACGAGGCAAGUUUGCAGACGAAUGCGGGCGACAACGAGGUUUUCGAAAACAGCCACCAUGAACGCAUUGGCGACAACGACACGGACGAGGAGGAAGAGUGCCCAUUUUGCAUGGAGCUCAAGGCGUCCAAGUGCUUCUUGCCUCGUUGUAUGCAUCAUGGCUGUCGCGACUGUCUUGUUCAGUACUUGCAGGCAUGUGAAGAUCGAGGUGAAGAGCCCCACUGUCCAGUGUGCCGCCAAGGUCCUGUUCAGGUGGAAGAUCUUGUUGAAAGUGUGCGCCCAACCAUCGAAACGUCAUCCACAGCAGCUUCAGCACCUGCAGGUCCUGCACGCGGAAGUACCAAACUCAACGCGCUGAUGCAACAGCUGGCUGAACUUACAAAAAGUGAUCCAACUUGCAAGGGUGUGAUUUUCUCGCAGUUUACGGGGUUUUUGAACCUCAUUCAAGCACACCUUGUACAACGCCAAUACGCAUUCGUCCGCCUUGACGGCCGCACGCCGCAAAAGGAACGUGAGCAUGUUUUACGAACAUUUGCCAAUGAGCCCGGGCCUUUCUUUCUACUAAUGUCUCUUCGCGCAGGUGGAGUGGGCCUGAAUUGUACGUUUCUUUGUGCCUGCACUAACACUUCCAGUGACAGCGGCGAAUCACGUGUGGCUCAUGGAUUGCUGGUGGAAUCGAAGCAUGUAUGUUGUAAGAAACACGAAACCAAAAAAACAAGGCUUACACCUGUUAGGGAGGACCAAGCGAUAGAUCGAGUCCAUCGCCUGGGCCAAUCUCGUGCAGUGACAGUACACCGACUCCUUGUGAAUGACACGAUUGAGGAUCGUAUACUCGAGAUUCAGCGACACAAAAAACAACUUGUCGAUCACGCAUUGUCAAUUAAACCUUACAGCGCCGACUCUGAUACGCUAGAGAACCUGCGUUUGCUCUUUGACUAA
This is a messenger RNA of Malassezia globosa CBS 7966, 3045 nucleotides long. RefSeq lists its product as uncharacterized. Gene Ontology annotation, biological process: DNA repair. The transcript has a single exon. Gene Ontology annotation, molecular function: ATP binding; zinc ion binding; nucleic acid binding. NCBI's taxonomy places the organism in Eukaryota, Fungi, Basidiomycota, Malasseziomycetes, Malasseziales, Malasseziaceae. Bases 1 to 3045 code for a protein of 1014 amino acids. The record is from RefSeq and is a predicted model, not a curated record. Gene Ontology annotation, cellular component: nucleus.